This is a messenger RNA of Cornus florida, 5551 nucleotides long. RefSeq names its product DNA polymerase I A, chloroplastic/mitochondrial-like. The transcript has 13 exons. Gene Ontology annotation, molecular function: DNA-directed DNA polymerase activity; 3'-5' exonuclease activity; DNA binding. Lineage: Eukaryota; Viridiplantae; Streptophyta; Magnoliopsida; Cornales; Cornaceae. Gene Ontology annotation, biological process: DNA-templated DNA replication; double-strand break repair. The record is from RefSeq and is a predicted model, not a curated record. The coding region runs from base 1531 to 5418 and encodes 1295 amino acids.
UAUAGAGGUCUGCAAUUUCUUAAAACCCUAACAUCUCUCUUGCAACAAAGUUUUAAACUCUUUAUUAGUAACUCUUUUACAGCCAAAUGCUCUAAUCCCUAAAUCAUCUCAAACACAGUUGAACCCUCACCCAAUAUCACAAAAUUCUCAAAUUGAAAUGGUAUGAACUUGUCUUCAACACAGCAAUCUCAUACGUCUCCUUAUGAAUUAUUUGAGCUUCCAAAACACGUUGGAUUGGUUCACGUUGAGGUGGUGGUGAAGGUGGCGGUAAAAGUGGGAUGGUGGCAGUGGGCGGGUUUGUGGGGAACUAUUGGGUUUGACGAGAAAUGUUUGAAUUUAAGUGGUGAUGAUGGUGGCAGUGGGUUUGUGGGGUUGUUUGAUGGUGGUUCAAAGUCUUACUCUUUUCUUUAGCGAUCGCAUGAUACAAGCUCCGGCGUUUUGCAAUCACUAAAUUUCAAUUACUAUUGGGUUUGCUUGGUGAUCCACGAAAACAUAUUCAUUUUAAUUGCCCAAUCAUGAAUUAGUAAUUGCAUUCAAUUUCCAAAAAAAUAUUCCAAUUGUUUCGGGUUAUGCAAUUGCAAUUGGGUUUGUUCGACGAGGACGCUGAUGCAUUUCCGGAGCGAUUAUACCUAAAGGGUUGGGGAUUUUGGAGUUGGAUGUGCUUUCACUUCUCGGCUGAUGCAUUGAUGCUAUGCUCAAAGUGAUAAUGAAAUCACCAAUAAUUUUUUUUAUGUCGACAAGGUCCUACAAUUCCUAGAAAUUUCUUUUGUAUCAGUCAUUAUCAUUUGCUUUCAUGAUUGUAUGAUUUCUGUUUCGGUAAACGUAUUACUAUUAUUAUUUUAAUCAGAAAGCACAUGCACUUUAUGAAGACGAUGAACAGUGAGUUAUAUAUAUGUGUGUGUGUGUACACAUAUAUCUGUGUGUAUUGAAAUAAGUGGUUUCAGGGGUGUAAGUGGUUUUGGGUGUAGUGGUCAUAUAAGGGGCAUUAGUGGCUUUUCAUACUUAUAAAGGCAUUAUGGCCAUUAAAAGUAUAGUGUGUGUCACGUGACCAGCACAUGGUCACUUUAGUGACCGAAGCCUUGACGAAUUAGGUAAUUUGUAACAAAAAUGUAUAGUUUAAGGGUUUAAUUGCAAUUUUAGUAGUUCAGUUUUGUUUUUUUAUCGUUUAUUUUAUUUCAUAACUGAUUUUCUUUUAUUUUCUUUCUUCCUUUUUUUUUACGAAGUCCUGAAAAGGAGCGAGAGAGUGAAUUUUUCCGCAAUGUUGGGAUUGGGGUUUUUCGUGGGUUUAACCUCGACCUAAGACUUCCAACUCCCUCCUCUCCCAUCUUUCUCUCUCUACAUGGGUUCCCUCUGCGAGUCUGCCCUGCUCCCUACGCAGGACCGCCAGUCUCAGACAAAGUAUAAACUCUGUAAAAACACCUGUUAUUUACAGUCCCGCCAAAAGCUUAUCAAGUCGGCUUUUUAUUGUAUAAUCAUCUAACAGUGUUUGGUCGAUCACUUCAUCUUAAACAAGGUUCAAGUUAUAACAGCAUGUCAUUCAGUCAAAUUCGUAGAUACGGUGCGUAUACUUGGAAGCUUAUAGUUUUGCCAAAGGCAGGAAAUCCUUCUACAUCAUCUGCUUUCAUGGUCCCUGUUUCAGAGGUUCCAACACAUCUAUGCGGCCCCAACGAUUCGGAUACAGCUUCUGAAACAACAGAGUUCAACAGCGAUAGGAAAAACUGUGGAGCUGUAUGGUCCAAGCCGCGUGAAAUAAAAAGAAAACAGAAAAGGACAAAUUUUGGGAAUGGCAAGAAGAAUGCACAAGGUAAGCGUGAGGGUUUGCAAGAGGGGAGCGGUUACAAAUACAGAAGUUCAAGCGUGCCUGCUUCCAUUAAUAUUAGUGGCUCCGAGUCUAAUCAUGCAAGGCAAAAGGAUUUAAAUUCAGAACAUUCAAUACUCAAAGAUUUCCAUCCCAAUGGUUUGUUGUUAGAGAAACUUUCAGAGGAAAGGAAAGAAACAAGUCCAGAACUAUUUGAAACCAGCACCGCUUAUUUAUCUCAAAGGGAUGCCGCAGAUGCAAAUUCUACUGCCGCUGCUGAUGAUGCAGAUGAAAUAUAUUUUGAGCGAAUAACUGAUGAAGAAGCCCAAGGUGUUUCUCAAUCACAUCUUCAUGAGAGUCUUGCUCACAUAUAUGAUAAGGUUCUUGUAGUUGAUAAUAUCUCUGUAGCCAAGGAAGUUGUCAAGAUGCUUACAACUCAAUACAGGCAUCAUGUCCAUGCAUGCGAUACAGAGGUGGCUAAAAUAGAUGUGAGACGGGAAACACCUAUUGAUCAUGGAGAAUUAAUAUGCUUCAGUAUUUAUUCUGAGCCAGCAGCAAAUUUUGGCAAUGGGAAGUCUUGUAUCUGGGUAGAUGUCCUAGAUGGUGGUGGCAGAAGUCUUUUAGCUGAAUUUGCUCCAUUUUUUGAAGAUCCUUCCAUCAAAAAGGUUUGGCACAACUAUAGCUUUGACAGUCAUGUUCUGCAGAACUAUAGGCUUAAAAUUUCUGGCUUUCAUGCUGACACAAUGCAUAUGGCUCGAUUAUGUGAUUCUUCAAGGCGAAUAGAAGCACUUAAAUGUGACCCUAGGGUCAUGUCUGGUGAUGGUCGCCACCUUGAUGAAAAUUUGAUUAGUAAAGUAUCAAUGGUAACCAUCUUUGGCAGGAGAAAGGUGAAUAAAGAUGGAUCUGAGGGCAAAAUUAUCACUAUCCCUCCUAUUGAAGAGCUUCAAAGAAAAGAGCGGAAACCAUGGAUAUGUUAUUCUGCCUUUGAUUCAAUAAGCACAUUAGAGCUCUAUAAGAGUUUGAAAAGCAAACUAGUUGAUAUGAAGUGGAAAGUCGAGGGAUUUUGUAAAGGAACAAUGUUUGACUUUUACACGAAAUAUUGGUGCCCAUUUGGUGAGCUUUUAGUAGAAAUGGAAAAGGAGGGGAUGCUGGUCGACCAAGCCUAUCUCGCAGAGAUUGAAAAAGUAGCUAGAGCAGAGCAACAGGUUGCUGAGAAUAGGUUUCGCAAUUGGGCAUCUAAGUAUUGUCCUGAUGCUAAGUACAUGAAUAUUAGAAGUGAUGACCAGUUGCGCCAGCUCUUUUUUGGCGGUAUUCAGAGCAGGAAGGAUCGUAAUAAAAGGCUUCCAAUUGAGAGGGAUUUUAAAGUUCCCAACAUCCAGAAAGUGAUGGAAGAAGGCGAGAAAACUCAAGCAAAAUGUCUCAAUAUAAAACUACAUAGCCUUGGUCCUGAGAUACAAACUGAGAUUUACAAUGCAACUGGUUGGCCCACCGUCAGAGGAGUUGCUUUGAAGACCCUUGCUGGGAAGUUUUCUGCAGAAUUUGAUUUUAUGGAUGAAGCUUAUCAGUUUCAAUCAGAUGACAAUGCUGGAAACUUACUUGAAAUGAGCAGUGAACUCUCAGAGUCAAAGGAAAGAGCUGCCAGUGGGGACACAGAAUCUGCUUAUGGAACGGCUUAUGCUGCAUUUGGAGGGGGGCAGAGUGGGAAGGAGGCUUGCCAUGCAAUUGCUGCUUUAUUUGAAGUUUGCUCUAUAGAAUCUGUGAUAUCCAACUUUAUCCUCCCUUUUCAGGGCAGUCAUGUGUCAGGCAAGAAUGGGCGCGUACAUUGUUCACUGAAUAUCAACACAGAAACUGGGCGAUUGUCAGCUAGGAGACCAAAUUUUGAGAAUCAGCCUGCAUUAGAGAAAGACCGUUAUAAGAUUCGCCGGGCAUUUAUUGCUGCACCUGGGAACUCCCUUAUUGUUGCUGAUUAUGGACAACUGGAACUUAGGAUUAUUGCACAUCUUGCCAACUGUAAGAGUAUGUUGGAUGCCUUCAAAGCUGGUAGAGAUUUUCAUUCAAGGACUGCAAUGAAUAUGUAUCCCCACGUUCGUGAAGCCAUUGAACAGAAGUGUGUGCUUCUUGAGUGGCAUCCUCAACCUGGUGAAGAUAAACCUCCUUUUCCUCUAUUAAAGGAUUCUUUUGCUUCUGAAAGAAUGAAAGCAAAGAUGCUCAACUUUUAUAUUGCAUCCGGAAUAACUCCAGCAGGGCUUGCCCGUGAUUGGAAGGUUUCUGAAAAUGAAGCACACGAAAUAAUCUCUCUCUGGUACAGUGAAAGACAAGAAGUGCGGCGCUGGAAGGAAAUACGUAUAAAGGAAGCCCAAAAACAGAAAUGUGUUCAUACAUUACUAGGACGAGCCUGCCGGUUCCCUUCAAUGUAUAAUGCAACUCCCUCUCUAAGAGGUCACAUUGAACGAGCUGCCAUCAAUACUCCAGUACAGGGUAGUGCUGCUGAUGUUGUCAUGUGUGCCAUGUUAGAAAUAUCAAAGAAUGAUCUUUUGAAGGAGCUUGGAUGGAGGCUGCUUUUACAGUCCUUCACCAUGUCAGAAAUUUCAUCUGAUUCCACUUCCUCCACUGCCCCAUCAAAAACUCCUGCAAUCCAUGCUUGCAACUCUGAUUCACACUCUGUCCAAAUCACCAAUAUUCGAUUGAAUGGUGAUAACUUCUUGCGUUGGUCUCAGUCUGUCAGGUUGUACAUCCGUGGACAGGGAAAGAUUGGUUAUCUGACAGGAGAUAAGAAGGCACCAAAAAAAGAAGACUCGGCAUAUUCAACCUGGGAUGCGGAAAAUUCCAUGGUCAUGAUUUGGCUCGUAAAUUCCAUGGAGGAAGAUAUCAGCUGCAAUUACAUGUGCUAUCCGACAGCCAAGGAACUUUGGGACAAUAUUAAUCAGAUGUAUUCUGAUCUAGGAAAUCAGUCCCAAAUCUUUGAGUUGACACUAAAACUUGGUAAAAUCCGACAAGGAGAGGACAACAUCACCAAGUAUUUCAAUUCUUUGAAGCGGCCAUGGCAAGAUUUUGACCUGUUCAAUGACUACGAGUGGAAAUCGCCAGAAGAUUGUGAUCAUAACAAAAGGAUGGUGGAGAAUAAUCGAAUUUACAAGUUUCUUGCAGGUCUAAACGUUGAAUUCGACGAAGUUAGGGGGAGAAUAAUUGGUCAACAGCCUUUGCCCUCAAUUGGUGAAGUCUUCACUGAAGUUAGAUGUGAAGAAAGCCGCAGAAAUGUCAUGCUCGAAGAAAAGGGAGCUGCUGCACCUGUCGAGAACUCAGCCUUGGUUGCAUCCGAUGCAAGUGCGAACAAGGUAUUUGCCACCAAUCAAAGAAGGCAGGAUGAGAGGCUUCGGGUGUGGUGUGAUUUCUGCAAUAGGCCACGUCAUAUCCGAGAAACCUGCUGGAAAAUCCAUGGAAAGCCAGCAAACUGGAAAAGCAGCAAGCCGGGCGACAGAUCUAAUUGUUCAUUCCCUUCGGCAAAUGAAGCCGAAACAGGUCCCUUCUCCAAGGAGCAGAUGGAUCAUCUUCUUAAAUUGCUAAAGUCCAAUUCUUCACUAGGUACUCCUAGUGGUUUCCUUGCUGAAACAGGUUCAUGAUGAAGUAAUCCUCGAAGGACCGAAAGAGUCAGCUGACAUCGCCAAGGCCAUAGUUGUUGAGUGCAUGUCCAAACCCUUUGACGGCAAGAACAUUCUUAAUGUUGACCUUUCUGUUGAUGCCAAAUGUGCUCAA